UGACCCACCACCAGGCUCACGUGCUGACCCACCACCAGGCUCACGUGCUGACCCACCACCAGGCUCACGUGCUGACCCACCACCAGGCUCACGUGCUGACCCACCACCAGGCUCACGUGCUCUCUUAAAUCACACACUUUACAACAUUGAGUUUAGUAUAGCUUUAGGUCUUGAGGUAAUCUUGUAUUCCCCAAAGUCAAUGGUAAACGUCUAGUGAAGGUGGUGUAUUGUGGAGCAGUCCGAAGGCAACUGUAGCCCAGCCAGGAUGGAGGAUAUGGAUAUAAGUCUUAGUUGUCGUGUAUGCUUGGGAGAGUUUAAUGAUGGUACUCACCGUCCACUGCUCUUGCCUACUUGUGGCCACAGCUUUUGCACUUUCUGUAUAGAUCAUCUUUAUAAGCAGGCCAAGUAUGGAUGCCCAGAGUGUAAAAAGGCAAAUGCUGUAAAAGAUGUAUCGUCUCUACCAGUAAACUACAGUUUGCUUAGUGUGGCAAAGGCUAGACAACAAAUUUCUCCUGAUGUGAUGCAAAAUUCUUCAGUAAGUGUCGGAGCCAUGCCAUCUGCUUCUGAGCCUCGUUGCCAGCCACCGAAGACAUUGCGGAAAUCACAAUCUACUAGUACUCUUGCCCCUCAAUCUGCACCGGGUGUAUCUAAACUUACUUCUUCAAUGACUUCGAGGUACUUACGUGCAAAUCAAGCAAGGCCACACCAUGAGCUUAGCCGUGUAAAUCAAGCAAAGCCAUUCCAUGAGCUUAGCCAUGCAAAUCAAGCAAAGCCACGCCAUGAGCUUAGUCAUUCAAGAAGGUCUGGUCAGUUUAUGGGACGAAGUUCUGGAGCAAACGUCUCCUCUGUGGUGUCUUCAAAGGAUCAUGAGAUGAUGACGUUACAAGAAGAGCUAGAUUUUCAAAUGGCUAUUCAUCUUACCUUUUGCAAAGAUGCUAGCCACGGCCAUGAUGACGCUACUCGUUCCUUGUGCCGUUGGCAAUACCCAGAAGAUGAUGAGCUGCAUACCGCCCUCGCACUUUCCCGGGAAUAUAAGAGUUAAGAACAGCACACACCAGUCAGCAUCUGGAGUCGGCCUGUGUUAUGUUACACGAAAGGUUGACUAGUUUUUUAUUUAUUAUUAUUUUCCGUUAAGCGUUAAUUUUGGGACAAUGUUAUAACCUUGUCAAGUAUCAAAGAAUUUAGUUCUGAUCAGUUUGGGUUGUAAUACUGCUCUAUAUUUUAUUGCAUUAGCUGUUGUUACGGUUCCCUUACUACUAAGAAAAAACAAGUUUUCUAGAAUAGGAAAAUUGUGAAUUUUUAUGGGAAAAUGUGGUUAGUAAAAGUUUUGAAAUUAAGAAGCUGAUAUAUGAUUAAUAAAGGAAGAAUAGGCUUAUGUAUAUACAUUUUCAAGAACAUUUGUUUUUAAACUGAAAAAAAGACACACACACACACACUUCCACGAAGUUGAUAGCGUCUAGAAAAUAUGCUGCAUAAUUUCAACCCAAAUUUGUUACGGCCUGGAUUUUAGCUUGAUACAAUGAUGACUUUGUGAGUGUUAGUAAUUAUAUAUAUACACUUUUACAUUAUAUUGCUUGGGAAAAUUGUAUUAUUCCAUUUAAACUACAGUGUGAACAAUCAGAACUUUGUAAUUUUCAUGAGCAAAAUAACUUGCAUUAUGGUACAUUUAGUAUGUCAGUUGAUCCCCAGUUUUUUAUUGAUGAAUUAAUGUUAAUGUUAUUUGAUUUUGCUUCAUCUGUAUAACUGAUGAAAUUUUUUAAAUAACGUUCUAUUAACCUUUUAUUUUAGACAUCUCGAUCUCUUGGCAUGUUAAAAAAAUAAGUACUGUAUUAGGUUAUAAUAAGUACCUGAAAAGUAAUUCUACUUUAAAAAGGACUCGUUAUGUAGUUUAAAUCAUUAACAAUAGAUCAAUAUUUGUCUUGAAAGUGUUUUAUGAGCAUAAUGUAGCAGCACAGACACUAUAGUGGUUUGGUUUGGCAUAACCUUAAGAACAAAAGACUUUUCUGAUGUCUCAACAUAUUUAUGAAUAAACAUAAAUUAGU
Molecule: messenger RNA, 2042 nt
Organism: Procambarus clarkii (red swamp crayfish)
Lineage: Eukaryota; Metazoa; Arthropoda; Malacostraca; Decapoda; Cambaridae
Molecular function (GO): metal ion binding
Source: RefSeq, a predicted model, not a curated record